Grus americana (Whooping crane) is the source of this 12735-nucleotide messenger RNA. It is a transcript of the gene OSBPL6, whose product is annotated as oxysterol binding protein like 6. Bases 366 to 3242 code for a protein of 958 amino acids. Gene Ontology annotation, cellular component: plasma membrane; cytosol; intracellular membrane-bounded organelle. Gene Ontology annotation, molecular function: cholesterol binding. The record is from RefSeq and is a predicted model, not a curated record. NCBI's taxonomy places the organism in Eukaryota, Metazoa, Chordata, Aves, Gruiformes, Gruidae. The transcript has 28 exons.
AGCGGGGAGCGGCGGGGCGCAGCCGCCCGCGCCGCAGCGGGGAUGCGCCGCGGAUCCCGGCGAGGAGUUGAAUUUGCAAUAUCAAGGUUCUAGAUGUCGAAGGAAGCAGCAACAGGUUUUCUGAGCUGUAAAUACAAGCCUACAGUUUUCAGCUGUUUCCUAAGAGCUGAAAAAGGAUGGAAGAACCGUUUGGUGCUGACAGCUGCUGAGCCACUCAAAGGGAGCACAGGUGCAGUUCAGAUGAGAUUGAAUUCCUCUUUGGCUGUCUGUAAACUGUGAAACAGAAGGAUGCAGAAGACUAUCCCUUGCCUUUUUGUACAUGAGUGAUAAGAGCACAAGAUCAUUACUACAAGUUUGCUGCAAAGAUGAGUUCAGAGGAUAAGAGUAUAUCUCCAGCUCACAAAACAUCCACUCCAUCACACAGAAGUGCCUCCUCUUCAUCAUCUUCUCAGAGGGACAGGAGGCAGAGUGUUCAUAUUUUGGAGCGGAAGGCUUCUUCGGGAAGCACAGACCCUUCUUUAAGCAAGCAGUUCCUUGAAAGCGACCCUAUCUCUCUAUCCAAGGAACCUGACAGCUGGGAAAUCAUAGAGGGUCUGAAAAUAGGCCAGACCAAUGUCCAGAAGCCAGACAAACAUGAAGGUUUCAUGCUGAAAAAGAGAAAAUGGCCUUUAAAAGGUUGGCACAAGAGGUUUUUUGUCCUGGAUAAUGGCAUGUUGAAAUAUUCAAAGUCACCAAUUGAUAUACAGAAAGGCAAAGUCCAUGGGAGCAUUGAUGUUGGUUUAUCAGUUAUGUCCAUAAAAAAGAAGGCUCGUAGAAUAGAUCUUGACACAGAAGAACACAUCUAUCAUCUGAAGGUGAAGUCCCAGGAUUCAUUUGAUGCAUGGGUUUCAAAAUUACGCCACCACCGGUUGUACCGUCAGAAUGAGAUUGUGAGAUCUCCGAGAGAUGCUAGCUUUCAUAUAUUCCCUUCAGCCUCUACUACAGAGUCUUCACCAGCUGCUAAUGUGUCAGAUGGAAAGGUGCAACAAAAUAGCUUCCCCUGGCAGCAGUCUCCAAUACCUUGUAGUAACAGCCUUCCUGCUACUUGCACUACUGGUCAGAGUAAAGUAGCAGCCUGGUUGCAGGACUCUGAAGAGAUGGACAGAUGUGCAGAAGAUCUUGCUCAUUGUCAGUCAAACCUUGUGGAACUCAGUAAACUUCUUCAAAAUUUAGAAAUACUGCAGAGAACUCAGUCAGCACCAAAUUUCACAGACAUGCAGGCUAACUGUGUAGAUAUUUCAAAGAAAGACAAGCGGGUCACGAGACGAUGGAGAACAAAAAGUGUCAGCAAAGAUGCAAAAAUUCAACUUCAGGAAGGGCCGGCACCGAAGGGCCAGUUCAGCACAACACGACGCCGGCAGAGACUAGCAGCUGCAGUGGCUACAACAGUCCCUUUCAGUGCUACAAUGUCACCCGUUCGACUACAUUCAUCCAAUCCCAACCUUUGUGCAGACAUUGAGUUUCAGACUCCCCCAAGCCAUGUAACGGACCCUCUGGAGUGCUCUACUGAGUACAUGAAGCUUCAAGAAGAGUUCUGCCUGAUGGCACAAAAAGUGCAUUCUCUUUUGAAGUCUGCCUUUAACAGCAUAGCUAUAGAGAAGGAGAAGCUUAAGCAGAUUGUUUCAGAGCAGGAUCUUACAGGCCACAAUGCUCAAAUAGCACACCUCAGACAGUCCCUCUCUCAGGCUCUCAACCAGAAUGCUGAACUAAGGAGUCGCUUGAACAGAAUACAUUCAGAAUCUGUUAUUUGUGAUCAGGUUGUCAGUGUAAAUAUUAUCCCUAGUCCUGAUGAGACGGGUGAACAAAUUCAUGUCAGUUUGCCGCUAUCUCAGCAAGUUUCUAAUGAGAGCAGGCUCUCUAUGUCUGAAUCCGUUUCAGAGUUCUUUGAUGCACAGGAAGUGCUUCUGUCUGCCAGCUCAUCAGAAAACGAGGCUUCUGAUGAUGAAUCUUAUAUCAGUGACGUGAGUGAUAAUGUAUCUGAAGACAACACCAGUGUUGCAGACAACAUUUCUCGGCAAAUUCUUAAUGGUGAGCUAACAGGAGGCGCAUUCAGGAAUGGACGGAGAACUUGUCUCCCAGCUCCCAGCCCUGACACCAGUAAUAUCAAUCUGUGGAAUAUUUUGAGAAAUAACAUUGGCAAAGAUCUUUCCAAAGUAUCCAUGCCAGUUGAGCUAAAUGAACCUCUGAAUACCUUGCAACAUCUUUGUGAAGAGCUGGAAUACAGUGAACUCUUGGACAAGGCUGCUGAAACAGAUGAUCCUUAUGAACGCAUGGUUCUCAUAGCUGCUUUUGCAGCGUCAGGCUAUGCCUCUACAUACUUUAGAGCAGGAAGCAAGCCAUUUAACCCAGUGCUUGGUGAAACUUAUGAAUGUAUUAGAGAAGACAAAGGAUUUCGAUUUUUCUCAGAGCAGGUUAGCCACCAUCCUCCCAUUUCGGCCUGUCACUGUGAAUCGAAGAACUUUGUGUUUUGGCAAGAUAUCAGGUGGAAAAACAAAUUCUGGGGCAAAUCAAUGGAAAUUUUGCCAGUUGGAACCUUGAAUGUGACUCUUCCAAAGUAUGGAGACUACUACGUCUGGAACAAAGUCACUACUUGCAUACAUAAUAUUCUUAGUGGAAGGAGGUGGAUAGAACACUAUGGAGAGAUAACUAUCAGAAACACAAAAAGCAGUAUUUGUAUUUGUAAACUCACAUUUGUCAAGGUAAACUACUGGAAUUCAAAUGUAAAUGAGGUCCAGGGUGUUGUAAUAGAUCAAGAAGGGAAGGUGGUUCAUCGCCUUUUUGGAAAGUGGCAUGAAGGCCUUUAUUGUGGGGUUGCACCUUCCGCCAAAUGUAUAUGGAGGCCAGGCUCCAUGCCAACCAAUUAUGAACGUUAUUACGGCUUCACGAGGUUUGCUAUUGAGCUCAAUGAAUUAGACCCUUUAUUGAAAGAUCUUCUUCCUACAACAGAUGCGCGAUUCAGGCCAGAUCAAAGGCUUCUGGAGGAAGGAAAUGUAGAAGCAGCAGCAUCUGAGAAACAACGAAUAGAGGAACUCCAGAGAGGUCGAAGGCGGUACAUGGAAGAAAACAGCAUUGAAUACGUACCCAAAUUUUUUAAAAAAGUUAUCGACGCUAAUCAAAGAGAAGCCUGGGUUACCAAUGACACCUACUGGGAACUGCGAAAGGAUCCUGGCUUUAGUAAAGUAGAAAUUCCUGUACUCUGGUAAACUGAGAAUGUAGAUCUAGUAAACAUAUCACUCUGAAGGAAAAAAUAACUAUGCACAAUAUGUUUCUUAUAGCUAAGCGUGGUUUGUGGGUCUACAGAAAAACCUAUCAUUUGCAUUUAUAUUCAUCUUUAUAACGGACUUUUGAAAGUGCAUUAGACCAGGCCCCUGACCACUUCUGGAUCUUUUUAAUUUUGCAGCAGCCAUUUAAAAAAAAAAAAGAAAAAAAAAAGAAACAAAAACCUUUUAAAGUUUCAUACACUGAAAAUUCAGAACAAAAGAAGCAGAUGAGUUAUCCAAAGUCACUUGGAAGAGGUGGUAAAUGCAAAACUGCAACCGGUGCUUUAAACAGACAUUAAGAGUAAUGUAAUUUAAAUUAAAAAAAAAAAAAGGAAGAAAAAGAGAAAAAAAAAUCCAUUUUUUUUUCAACUAUUUUUGUUAAAAACUCUUGGGUCACAAUACUAUCGUUACUGGCUUCAGGUUAGUCCUUUGGUGUGAUGUACUUGGACUGGCCUUUGUCAAAGAGAUAUGCUUUUCUGCAAGCUGUUCCCAUUCAUAUGCCAUUGUUCAUGCCUUAAACAAAGUAUGAAGAUGUACAGUAAGUAAUUUUAAAAUAAGUAUACUUAGGCUUGUGUGAAGGGCAGAUUUUUAAAGCACUAGAAUUUUAUCAUGAUAUAAAUAUUGGAGAACCUGCAUUAUUUAAAAUCAAAAGACAACCAAACAUCUAACUGUAUAUGAGAUCUUCUGUACAUGCUUUAGUUUUGGGAAGCUGACUGUAUAAUCAGACUGAAAAGAAACUGCUAACUGGUUGAAUUUGAGACAGUUUUGGUAAAUGCAUAUGACUUGCUAGUCAGAAAGUUCAUAUUUUAAAUGACUGAUGCUGAGUUGCAAUCAUCGCUUUCACCACUGGCUGGAUGUAGUCUCACAGUGAAUCUCAUUUCCCCAUAACUGUUUAUACAAUUAGAAUUCCCUGAAGCUUUGCAACAGUGUUAAAAGCACAGAAAGAUUUCAUGGGAAGGUCUCUGGCUUCUCUCCAGAAGCUGGAUAGUACUGUAAAUGCAAUUGUUUUCUGCCACACACACUGCUGACUGGCUCUGUUUUUUCCCCAUCCACUUCUCCUAUCUAAAUUUAUAUCUGAGACUAUGGCAGAGGCUUCCAUACAUUGUACCUAACAACUACUACUUGUGUUGCCAAAAUAGCUUUGUGCAAAGUUAUAUUUUACAGUUUUUCAUAAAGUGAUUCUAUAUUUUUUGAUUAAGAACCAAGUCUCUUAAGUGUUGCUAAGCCUCAGUUAAUAUAUGUGGGAGAAGGCUCGGCACUUUCUAUUUGAAAAUCUCUGAAACAUUAAACAGUAGGAGGGCAGAUUUUAAUAAAAGGGAAAAAAAGUAAUUUUAUUAGGCAAAACCUGCAUUCCAUAUGGUAUGAUCUAGUCUUCCAUUUAUGCAUGUAUUAUACAUCCAGGCACUGAUGAUAGGUUAGAUUUCAUGCAUAUACACUGUAUUUCUUUCUACACAUACACAGCGUACAUAGUGCACUUGAAUUUUUCUAUUUAAGAUUGAUUCCAGUACAGAGACCUAAAAAAAUUAUUAGAUAGGUAUGUGAUCCUGGCAGCAGAGCUGCUUGAACAGUUCUCAGGAGACGACCACGCAUAUCCAGCUCUCUGACUGCCUCUUCGUUUUGCAGAGUCAGGUCCCUACAGAACUGAGAUUACUUUGAUUAUUUAAUAUGUGUCUAGUACUCCUCAUUGUUUAUAUGGCAAAGCAACUGGCAGAGCAACUAGAUACUAAUGAAUUCCAAUUUCUUCACACAGUUCUGUUAUCAGGAAAAAUGAUGAAAACCUAAAGAAAAUAUUAAGUAUACUUUUAAAGAAUUGUGAAUGCUCAUGAAUUGCUUAUGAAUAUUUGGUAUAAAAGAAGUGUGCAGAUUAACAGAGUUUCUUCCAAAGAAAAUUUUGAAUUAUUCAAGAACUAUUUAUUUUUAUUUCCUAGUUGAACCUAGUCUGAUAUUUUCUUUUUAGUUCUGCAAUUGUUAUUAUAAGAAAAUGAAAACAUAUCAAAAGUGGGUUUUUUUAAUCAUAUUUGGUUAAAUUCAUCCUACUUGCUUUAAUGAUGUUAUAUUAUGAAUCAAAUUGGCAUGUUGUGUGCAAAACAGCAAUUAAUUAUUCUGUGUCACUUUCCUUAAAAACAACAUUAUUAAACAUUUGCCCACCCCAUGCUCCAGUCUAUGAGCAGUCUACCAUGAUAUUAGAAAGCAUUAUGUGUGUAUGACACCAAAUACAUUUGAGGGACAGAAACUGUGUGUCCUGAAAUUUUUUUGAAAGUUGGAUUUUAAUUUAAAUACAGAAAUAAGGUCUUUAGUUUUACAGUGUUCUGCUAGUGCUUAGUGAAUGCCAUUAUUUGCAAUGCAAACUGAAACUUGGUGAACACUAAAGAUGAUAUCACUGAUUUAAUUAUUUUUUACAGUUGUUUAUUUGAUACUCAUUGAAAGAAAAAUAGCAUUAACAUUUUUAGAAUUAAAAAAGUGGCAUGUUAAACGUUUCUGUUGAAGGCACUUUUUAAGCCUACUGAAUGUUAAAUUAGUUAAUUAGUAAGUAGAGGAAACGCAAAACAAUGCAUCACAAAAUAUUUGCAGUCUUUAUCUGAAAUUGAAAAGUGCUAGCAGAUGUACCAUAAAGCAAUUUCUUAUAGUGCAGAAUUCUCUGGAUUCUGUGCAAAAUCUUUUAUUAAAUUUUCCCGUAACCUUGGGAGACAUCGUGAGAUAUUUUGUGCUGUUUCUAAAGAGAAUUAGUUAACAGAGGAUCAGUCUGGGGGCUUUUAUCCAAAUUACUAUUUUUAGACAACCAGUGAAACUUCACCAGCACUGAGUCGCGGGGGAUAGUGGCCUUUCCACUCCCCCACCAGUGUAGUGCGGAAUGGGGUUUCCCGUGUUGCAAUGAGAACGCGCUGUUGGCUCCUUUGCAGCCUGGCACCCAUUGUAAGUGCCUGCUGCUUUUCAGCGGGGCUGCUGCUUGGCUGUCCCUGCCCAGCACAUGGGUGCAGACCUUUGCACUUCUGCUGAACCUCAUGAAGUGUCUUCUGGCCCAGUCCUCAAGCCGAGCAAGGUCCUUCUGAGUGAAGCUCUGCCAUUUAGUGUGCUGUCUCAAUCUCCUAAUUUAAUAUCAUCUGCGAACUUGUUAGCAUGUAGUCUAUGUCCUCGCCCAGGUCACUGGUGAGAUGCUGAUUGACAUGGGCCACAAAACUGACUCCUGCAGGGCUGUCCUUGUUGCUGGCUGCCAGUGGGGUGUAAGCCAUUGAUCAGUGCCCUUCAAGCCUGGGGAUUCAGACAGUUUUCAGCCCACCUCACUCCAUUCAUCCAGGCAGUAUUUCCUUUUGAAAGGCAGGAAAAGUACUUAGCAGCUCAGUAGAUUUAAUUGCUAUAGGUUUGAUAUGUGAUGAAAAUUAGUGCAAAUCAUGUGACAUUUAAAACCUUUUAAACAAUUUAAGAAUUUCUAUCUUUCACUACAAAGGCAUAUCCAUUGCUUUUUCCUGUGUCUUCUCAAAACACUUAUUUCUGUAUAAAAUACGCAACCCUUAUGCCCUAGUUUCACAAUAGUGAACUGUACUAUCAAUUAAUAUUUUAAAAGUGUACCUUAGUUUGUUCCCUGUUCUGGUACUGCAGAUAUGAUAGGAUAAUAAUAGCUAUUUUCAUCAAAUGUAAUGUCUUACAAAGACUUAAAAAGCUUUGUUCCUAUUUUAGAUCUGUAUUAACGAGAUGGUAGAUUUUUCAGCAUAUCAGAAAUUGUUAUCUCACUGGGAGAUACAAUUUGAAUAUGAGUUGAUUUUUGUACAGUAUCACUGUGAUUAAAAAGUCAUCUAGACACCCAUUCUAAUUUUAGACUGACGCACAUUGCAUGAAAUAAUUUUUUUUGUAUUUGGCUUUAAAAGUGAACUCCCACUAUAAUACUCUCUUCAUCUUACAAAUAAUGUUACCUUUUUUUUUUUUUUUUUUUUCUCAUUUUGAACUUCUGACUGAAUGAGCUUGUACGGCAUUUGUGGGUUUUAUUGGAAUAGCACAUGGUAGGCAUAUGUCGAGUAUGGCAGCAUGUAUACAUAGCACAAGUUUGAAAGAUAUUGCCCUUAAUUCCGUACCAAACACUGUCAGAGAUUUAUGGAAACAAAUUACAUAAACCUUCAGGCACUCUAGGAGGCAGUGCUGGUCCUGCCCUCAUGGGUGGCUGGUGAGGAGCUUGCAUCUGGGCCAUCCCCUCUGCUUCCCAUGAGGAAACAUGGGAUUUUUUCACCUCCAACCAGGCAGAGUGGAGCUCAGUGCAAUGCAGUCUUGCUUGUAGAGUUUCUGUCAAAAAAUCUGAAUUUUUAGAAAUACCUUGGAAGGGAGGGGAGGUUCAUUUGCACUUAGACAAUAACCAAGAGGGCUGAAUAUGCCAAUUCUCUGUAGGUUUUACAAAACUUGCAUUCACUAGCAAACCCUGUUAGUAAAGGGAAGGUUUGUGUGGUCUCCUUGUUUUGUAGGAUUUUGAACAUUGUCUAGUGCAAAGAUAAACACUAACUGUUUAACAUGCCGUUAGCUGCAGUCGUAAUGUGAGGAAUUAACUCCAUUUUAGAUGUCAUUACUAAUACUGGAGGUGCAUAAUGAAAGUAAAGGAGAGUUUUCAGAUUAAAUCCACCUGAAAGGAAAAGGUAUUUGUAUUCGUAUGCUAAAAUUACAAGAGGUUAAAGUUAGAGAGUUUGGCCCAGCUGAAGGAAAAAGAUCAACAUUGACAGAAUUGUGUAAGAGACACUGGAAUGGCCUCAUCAGUCAUUCUGUGCUAUACACAGACCUGGGAGAAAGCUAACAAAGUUUACUAUGGCAUAACCAGUUACCUGGGCAGGUACUGAGGUUGAAAAUACUAUCUUGCGUUUUCUUCCUGUCUGUCCUAUUAAGUAACAGUCAUCAAAAUUGUAUAAAACUUGAAUUUGCUCUUUAGAGCAUAUAUUGAUAAAAGUCAAGGUAGGCAGGGAUACAGUGGCAAUUAAUGUUUUCUGUUAAUGUGCUCAAAAUUGUGAAGAUAUAUUUAGUAUGUAGUAUAAUUUUCUAUUUUACCAUCCCUUUACUUUUAUUAUAAUUCUGGUAUCACUCAGAAGUAGUUCCAUGGAGAAAGGUCUUUUUUUUUCUUUUCUGUUUUUGUUUGGGGUUUUUUGUUUUGUUUUUAACAGAAGAAUCUAGACUAAUAAGGGUUUAAUUAUUCCUGGGGAGGAUAUCUCCCCGAGCUCCAUUAGAACAGUGAAUGGCACCCACAAGAAUGUUGCAAAUCUCAGUAAGCUCAGAGAAAUGGCUUAUUUACAGCAAUUUAUUUUAUUUUUGUAAGGAGUCCACUUACAAAAGCAAAUACAUUAUUUGCUCUUUAAGCUAGGGAAUGUGAACCACCUUCAUUCAUUAGCUUUGGUGUAAGCUAUGUCUUUCUUCCACUAAACUGAAAAGCCUCUUUAUAAAAGGAUUUUUAUAUGGUGUCUUGCAGGUUUAAAAGGUGAUAGCAAUGUAUUUGUAGGUGGUUUAUAUAACCAUCUUUUCCUCUGUCAAGUUUUGUGGUAUUAUAAACCGAUCAUAUAUUUUUUUUUUUUUUCCAUUCCUUGCGAUCUCUGACAAACCUCAGAAAACAGAGGGAGAGACUAAAUGGAGAACAGCAAAAACUAGUUGCAGCAGCUCUGUCAGUGGCACAGCUGUAACAAAAUAGAAAGUUUUCUAACUUCUGUGAAUUAAAAUGUCAGCAGAGCUGGUGAAUCCAUUUCAGCAGGUUAUCUUAAUACCAUUUUUCUUUCCACUGAUCCAUGACAGCAUAAAAAAAGGGAGCACUGAUGACAUUUGCUCAGAAUUAACUCUGAAGGUGAAGGGAAGUUUUUAUUCCUUUUAUAAAUAAAAAUGACUGUAGCCAGCAUUUGGCUCAAGUUGUAUUGGUAAUGUGGACAAAAAGAGUAACAUAUUUUAUAAAUAAGGACACCAUAAAGUUGGAAUAUAUAAUCAGCAAUUUGUAACAUAUUCUGUCUUGACCUAUGAAUAAUUCAUUGAAAUAUGGUAAAGCUACUUAUUUGUACUCCUGAAGCAAUGAUCCACAUGCUGUCUCCUGUGAAACACUAAAAGGUAUUUCCAUAUUGACUGCUACUUUUAAUGGUCUACGUUAAUGAAAGAGGGAUAUCUUAUGAUAAUAUAUAAUGUUGCUGGCCCAGAACAUUUGGGAUGCAAAAAGGGAAGAGGUGAGGAGAUUGUUUCAAAAAGUCAGGAGUGGGUAACAUCUUUUACACCCUGAGCGUCAAAAUUAUGUAAGUGCUAUAUGAGAGCAGCACAUACAGUGAUAAAUAUUCAGCCACAACUAUUCUUCUUCACUGAGGUACUCGCUCCUUGUGCCGGUCAGUAUAGCCACACAUGCAACAUCUUUUUCUGAAGUUGCACUAUUUAUGAUUGUGCUUAUGGCCCAGAGGUUGACUUGUCAGGUCCACCGAGGACAAUCGGUAUUAGAGUAAGGCUUGCAAACUCAGAUUUCUGUUCUAGUAGUCCUGUGCUGAAUGCUCUCUCUCUUCCUUUGUUAAAUUUAUCUGAACAAGGGAUAUUACAGAAACAUUAACAAAAUUUAAUAUAAGUUUAAUCCUCAUUAUUUUUCAGGAAAGGGAAAAUUCACAAUAGCUUCUUCAACUAUGUUAAAUACAGAUGAGAUCUUCAAUUAUCUUUGUAUUUGCUUAAUAUUUUAUAAAAGAUUUUGAGCUUGGAUCACCAAUAAUAAAAUAAUAUAUAAAUACAUUAAACUUGCUUUGUCACCUGUCUUGAAGUCAACAUUGAAAAUUAUAAUUUCAAUUUGAGGUUAGAAAUUAGGUCUAUUUAGUUCUUGAAAGAAGUGUUACUGGUAUUCUUUAGUGGUUGGAAUAUAGUAUAACAAAUUCAGAUGACAAUAAAUUUUAUUUUCAUCUGAGUCUCGAACAAGACCUGACGAUGAGCUGAGAAAUAAAUGCUGAUGAGUAUAUUUUGGUAUGCAGGCAUAAAUGCAAAGAUGGCAACUUCUACCUUAGUUAAGCUUUCGCUUUAAUUAGCGAAAAUUAUGUCUAAACUAAUUAUUUUCAAACAUUCAUUCUGCACUAAGAAUUAGUGCAGGUGAAGUUUGAGUUUUAAAAAUUAAACAAUGUUUGGAACUCCACAGACAUAAAGAGUGAUGCUUCUGUCUUGCACCUAAUGCUCAGAUCUUGCUAAAUCUCCAGCUCUCAGAGCAGAGUGGACCUAUAUAGUGCUUACUUACUAAAAUUUCAUCCUUGGACCAAAAAAAAAAACCAGUGGGCUUUUCUGACUGGGAUUCUUCUUUGUAUAUUGAUUUGUGUCUAUAUUAUUUACUAUAAAAUGAGUAAGAAAUCAAGCUGCUAGCAUCUGAUGUCUGAAAUCUUUUCCUUCACAAAAAUGCAUAGAAAACCUGUUCUUUAUCUGAUACUGCUGGAUUGUCUGAAGCGGAUAUUUUAUUUAGCACGUAAAAAGCCAUCAUAAAAUUAAACUGCUGUUUAAUCAUUAUGAUAGUUCUAUAUUAGGGUAUUAAGUAUAUUUUCUUGGUUGUAACCAGUAGCAAGACUCUUCUUUGGGUCUUUAUCUACUUUCCUUUGUAUAACUAACAGGUGAAUUAUGAUUUCUCAGUAUUUCAACAACAAAGAAUUCUGUAUUUUCUCUCAUUUUUGCACAAAAUUAAUGUGAAUUGGGAAGAAUUUCACACUUUUUGGGUGAGAUUAGAUCCCAUACGCACAUGUAUGAAAUGUAAUAAAUUUCUCUGAGAAUGCCAUUAGAAGAACAAGGUUUAGAUUAGUUUUCAAUUUUACAUUGUAUUACUGGGCUUUCUUUGCUUUUAACAGCCUUUAAUUUCAGAUGGGAAACAGCCCUGCACCAAUUCUUUAGCAAGCCAAAAUGUCAAAACCUAAAUAGCUAAAAGAGCAUUCUUUGCUGAUUGCCCAUAACUCUGUGCUCAUUCUACAACCCCCCCCCACCCCCGCCGAAUCUGUUGAUUUCUCGUAUACCUGUUUGUGUAACAUACUUGUAAAAGGAGGUCCUCAGAGUCUUUCCACUGUGAUUAUGCUAUUCUGUCAGCUAGAAAGGUAUACAGAAACUUGCUUUGCGGUUUUUAAGAUGAAUGUUAAAGGCAAAUAGUUGCUUUCUAGAAGACUAACAUACAAAGCCAGUACUACUUUUGAAUACUGGGUAGACAGUGUCUGUUUUAGAGGGAACUGUACAGACUGUAAUUAGAAAGGGUCUGUGUUUCUAGGUGCAUCAGACACAUUUUUUUCUGUUGUUUGAAAGCUAUAGAAAACAGUUACUUAAGGGGGGAAAAAAAACAUUUAUGUACCCAAAUGUUGCAGAAGGUAUUUUUGACAACUAUAAUAUUAAACUUCACCUGCAGCACCCUUAAUUUUAUGCUCAGAAAUUCACUGUGAACUUCCAUAAUGAGAUGAAGAAGAAAAGGAUACUUGGGGAAAAAAAAAAAAAGAAUCAGUACCAUAAUUUCUAAAUAACUCAAUAGAAAAUUGAUUUGCAAAUAUUUGUUUUGAAAACUGGAUAAACUACUUCCAGUAUUGCAAUUUUUAAAAGUGCAAGUUUAGUCCUUCAUAGUACAUUCAGUAAUUUAACAUUUAAAAAAAAAAUCUUGAUUUAUCUUGAUUGCUUUCCUGCAAAUGCAUUCAUUUGUGCUUGACUAUUCACAAUUUUGGGAUAUCUUUCAGGAUGAUUCUUCUUUACAUCUUAUUAAUUCUGACUCCAAGUACUGGCUAUAAUCAUGCCUGUAAAAACAACUAUAUUGCUUACAGUUACUAAGCAUCAACAGCUGAAGAAUAACAUAGGUAGGAUAUAAUUUGUAUGUUCCAAAUUUAUAGACUUUUAUUUCACAUGCAAGAGUUAAUCAGCAAUGCACAUCUCAGAUUUUUUUUUCGCUUCAUCUGCUUGGAAUCUGGUCUUGCCCAAGCAGCGAUAUGUACUUAGCAUAAACAUUGCAAACAGUCUCAUUGAAUUCAGUUUAAAAGAUGUAGAUACUAAAGUUCAAAUAAAAAGGCCCAACGGUGCCAUUCCUAAGAAAUCAAAACAAUGUACCUGGUUACACCAGGCUUUAUAGUACUUGAUUUUUAAUUCCUACAUGCUUAAACAAAUGAGCACCUAUGCAGAUGAGACUGAGCUGCUGUUGUUAUUCCAUUGAACUCAGUGAGCUUCCAGGCGAGUGGAUGAUCUAGCAGCCCAAGUCUAUUUCAACUCUAGGCCUAACGUGCAGUCAAGCCUAGGUAUUCAACUAGUUACACUUAAGCUUGAUUUUGAACAUGUGCGCUGUCUUGUGGAAGAUAAAUGUGUGAAAUACAGCUGGUUUGACUGCUUGCCAGUCAGAGCAGUAUAUUUGACUUUCCUUUGACUCUCUUGCAUUUUGGGACCUUAUUCUGGGGCUUGUAGUAUUUAAAAGCCAGUUAACUUCAUGUUCUCUGCGAAGCUCAAUUAUGUAUGACAUUUGGAAGAAAGAAAA